Megalopta genalis is the source of this 3583-nucleotide messenger RNA. RefSeq lists its product as uncharacterized. Lineage: Eukaryota; Metazoa; Arthropoda; Insecta; Hymenoptera; Halictidae. The record is from RefSeq and is a predicted model, not a curated record.
GAACGAUCGUGUCAGAGGGCAAUGGAUGAAGUUAGUCAGUCGGCGUUCGCUCGCGCCGCCACCGCGAUGGAAGUUCAUCCGUCGUGCCUUUGUUUCUGGAGUCCUCUCUGUUAAUCGCGAACUAGUCGAUUCGCUUCGAACGUAGAAACGCGGGAAAGUGUACGGUCGUUUUGGCUAUUCUCUUCGACGUUACGAAUGAUCGGCAGAAAUAACAUUGAUAUAGAAUGUAGUCUUCGCGGGCCCAUUUGAGAAUCGGAAUGUCAGGACCCGGAAAAUCGGCGAGACCAUUACGGCAAUUGUCUUUGCAACCAACUGCGCCCCGCCGUCAGCAGAUCAGGAGACAACGGUCCGCGGAGGAUGAGAAAUCUUUGCAGAUCUGCGCCAGUCCACUUCCACGUGGGAAACAUGGUUCCGGUAAACUUGGUUUCGAGAGGCCCAAGGUGCGCGUUGCCUGGAGCGAAAAUCACCGGAAGAAUGAGAAAGAGCUCGAACAAGUGGAAGUGGUGGCUCGUCAGAUCCCUGGACGAACCAGACCAGGGACCGGAAAAUCGAGGGGCUACAUCGGCAUCGAGAAGCCGCCAAUCCUUUGCUCCAGACAGGAAUUAGCCGAAAGAUUAAGGCUAGCUUGGAAGCAUCGCGAGGAGAACAAAACGAACAUCAACAUUUUCUUGGCUCAUGGCACCGUGGAGGACAGAUGCGACUCGGAGAUGUCCAGUCACGCGUCCGUUACCACCCCAUCAUCAUCAUCAUCAGCAUUGAGAGGAAGUAAUACUGACGAAACGAGAAUACUUUCCGACAACAGUACCAUCAUGCGAAAUAAACAGACUCGGCGAUUAGAAGCUCGGACAAGCUGCGAUGACAUCUUGAGAAAAGAAGACGAGAAUGCGAUGGUCAAAUCGGACACGGUUGCGAUCAAAGAUAGCGAUGCGUCGGUGAAUAAAGGCGAAGAAGAGUCUUCGAAUUUUAUGAAUUAUCAUCAAGAGAUGCAGAAGAUUGCGGUUGGAGAAGAUUCGGAAGUUUCGGAAAUUGCGAAGACGGAAACGUCAGGGGAGAGUGAUGCGAGGGGAAGACAGGAGGAUCUAACACCAGGGAACUCGAACAUCGACGACUGUGCCUUCAACCCCGCCAACGUCAAGAAGAAAACAUCGACGGCCUUAAACGUUUCCUCGACAUUGCCGUGCCUAAAAAUCGAGACUUCGCCGGCAACCGAUGCGAAAACAUCGAAGAACGAUCCGUCGUCGGCGAAACAAAAACGGGCUAUAUUUCACAGCGGUGCGAACAGAGCGUUCCUCGAUCCGAUAAGAACCGAGUACAAAUGGAGUUCGAUGGUGGAGAAAGUAAUGCCGGCCGUGAAAGCUGAGAAAGAUACGCCGAUUCCGAGCCAAGAAGCAUCGGAUGAUGCACGAACCGAUGACAUUGUAAUAUCGGCCGGCACGCUGGAGAAAAUUGCGACACUGAAGGUUAUAGCAGAGGCAAGUUCGACGAUCGACAAAUGUGCCCGUAUCGCUAAAAUCGAAAAUAAAGAUUGUCCGUUGGUGGAGAAUAAAGUAUUGCAGAAGACGCGUGAUGAUAAUAAGAUGACGUUUUCAAUAAUUAGAAGAACCGUAACAGCGGAUACGACAGUGGAGGAUAAAGAUGCCGCCAUUUCGGUGAACGAAAGACAUUCUACACCGAAGAAAAUAGAAUGUCAGAGGAUCGACCAAAAGUCGAGGAGAACCAGCUCGGCUCCGCCGCAAAGGCACUUGGGAAAUUUGUCGAACAAUCGAGUUCAGGUGAACAUCGUGAUCGACACACCGAGCUCGUUAAUUUCGGAGAAGCACAGCAACGAUAAAGAGAAGAUAGGCGCAGACAAUAAAGAUAACACGUCAGAAGGUGUCGACGUAACUUCCACGAAGGUGUCGUCGCAGAGAGCCGUAAGAUCGGCACCUUUGAAGAGGCGUUCGCGAAGCGUGAAGAAGCGUUUCUGUGGUGCCGGGUCCUGUAAGAACGACGAAGACGGAAGGUCGCGGAACCGUUCGUCUAGCCGAGGAAAGAAUUCGAGCGAUGCCAAAACUAUGGAUAUCGUUACAAUGGUGUCGCUUGUCAGUUCCGCGGACAGCGACAGCGAUACCGAGAAUUCGCCGAGGGAUGAUAAAUUAAUCGACGAGUUACGGAGCAAACUACCCACCACGUCAAUCAUCAAAACAUCGAUGAAUACCGCCUCGAGCAUCGCUAGGAGGCCCAUUAAGUCAGUUUCCUUUCAGAGGGACUCGUUCGACGAGGAUCUACCAAAAGAGCAACAACCCCUUGCGAAGGAGGAGAAAAAAACAGUGCAGCCCCGGCUCGCGAUCGUUAACCACCGUGGAAACGGUGGUAGCCUGUCGACCGAGGAAACGCCACCUUGGAGAACAGACAUCCCAGGAUUGGCCCUGCCUGUCCUCGCAUUGAUUCACGAUGCCGAGGAGGCAUCCCACGACAUCCCGUUGACUGACCGCGAAAAGAGAUGCCUGGCUGUGCCUAUCGGUGAUUUACACGACAAAAAGCGAAAGCUUCUGAAAACACGUAGCACACCGUCACGAUCAGAAAUGGAAAAACAAAUGAUGUCAUCGAAAAUCAAAAUACACGAAUCGCCAAGAAUCGUUCCGCAGAAAAUGGAAACGUUUCCGCAACAUGCGAAAACCCCGGUGAAUAAUUCUCCAACAAAUGUGAAGCAGACAUUUACGACAGCUUCGAGAGAAUCUGCUCAACAAGUACAACCAACGCCGACGGAACCGCAGUUUCAAACCAAUAAGGAGAAAGAAUGUUGGCACCUUUACAGAAAAAUGUGUGAUAAAGGCGUUUGCGUGUCAUUCGAUACCGUUUUAAGAGGCAUGCUUACACCAACAGAAUAUCGGUUGAGGCAGAAGAAAUUAUUUCAGAACUGAUAACAAACCGUAAAAUUGCUGGAUGAUUGCUUCAUCUACUUGUACAAUGUCCUACUUGCGUAAUAAAUGAUGACUUUGGCUAGAUUUAUUUAAACAACGAGAACAAUAUCGUAUGAUAUAUGAGAAAUAUAUAAGAAUAAUAUCGAAAUAAUGUUUAAAAAAAGAAAGAAGAAGAAGAAGAAGAAGUUGGUACCCAAUAUCAAAAUCGAGUAGCGAUACGAGCUCAUAGAAAAAGACAUAGCCCAGUAUUGUAUUUUCAGAUUUUAGAUACGAGUCGUAUAGGACACACGACAAGACUUUACCUCUUUAACGAACGGAAUAUUCGAAUUAGUUGUACCGAGUUUUAGAAAGUAAUCUAUACAUACUGACUGCCUAUUUUUUAGACCGUUUAUUGACACAAAUCUACUACAGUAUCAUAGAAGUUGAUCUAGUGAAUAUUAAUGCAGAAAAACAACCAGUUUAUAAAUCUAUAAAUUUAUAAAUUCAAACUCGAUAGACGUUGCUGUUAAUUAUUGCACGAUUUGAAAUAUACGAGAAUCGAACAGCACAUUGAAAUAUGUAAAAAUUAAACGAAUUGCUGUCCCAUUCUCACGUAUUCAAAGUUUUAUAUGACAUUUAUGAACCUGUUUCUUUGUAUGGUAAUAAUGUGUGGUUUAAUAAAACACUUAAAUUGUUGUUAA